AUGCGUGGAAAGGGAAGACCAAGUCCUAUUGGUAUACGUCUUCGUUCGGGCACUUUGCUAAAAGACUUCAUUCGAGCAGUGAAUACUACACUUCCUCCUAGUUCUUCGUCUAGUGAUUUCUCGGACUCGGACAAAGAGGAAGACAAUACAAUGGGAGGUCGACCACCUGUUCUGAGAACACUAAAGGAUCUCACUUCUCCAAACCUUGAUCAUCAACCUUUAUGUAUUCAGCUGAACGGAACCAUUGAGUUGAAGCCGCAAUUGAUUCACCUGCUGCCCAAAUUCAGAGGUUUAGCGGGAGAAGAUCCUAAUCGUCACUUGAAACAAUUUCAUCAUGUUGUGACUAGUUUGAAGCAAGCAACUGCAGAUGCGGAUAUGGCUAUGAUGACAACGUUUCCUUUCUCCCUUAUAGAUGCUGCAGGAGAAUGGUUCUUUUGCUCACCUCCUGGGAGUAUAACCACAUGGAACGGGAUGAAAAAGUUGUUCCUUGAUAAGUAUUUUCCGGCAUCAAAAGCAGGAGUGAUUCGCAAGGAGAUUUGUGGUAUUAGGCAAGUAACCAGAGAGACUCUCUAUGAGUAUUGGGAGCGUGGUGGUGCACUCACCAACAAGACCAUUGCUGAAGCUACAAGCUUGUUAGAGAACAUGGCUGCAAACACGCAAAAAUUCUUCAAUAGAGAUGAACCAAUGGUAAGGAAGGUGAAUGAAGUUGGAAAUUCUUCACACUUGGAACAUAGAAUGGGUAACAUGGAGAAGAUGAUGCAACAAAUAGCAGCUGCCGUCAUACCAUCAUCACACACCGAAGAUGUUGAGCAAGCAAGUGCAAUCUACGCCGGUAAGCAAGCUGCAGUCUCUAAUCCUCCUUUCAAUCAACAAGGUGGGUACCAAUUCUUGCAAAGGCCGCAACAAGAACCUCAAGGCAUGAGUAUAGAUGACAAGUUGAAUCUUAUUCUCAAUACGAUGGCGCAAGAUAAGAAAAAGUCAGAGAUGGAUAUGAAGGACAUACGAACACAAAUGGGUCAAUUAGCUACUACCGUGAGAAAAUUGGAAGCACAAGCAGCUGGAAAACUUCCUUCACAACCAUUAAAUCAUUAG
Molecule: messenger RNA, 1092 nt
Organism: Papaver somniferum (opium poppy)
Lineage: Eukaryota; Viridiplantae; Streptophyta; Magnoliopsida; Ranunculales; Papaveraceae
Exons: 3
Coding region: 1-1092 (363 amino acids)
Source: RefSeq, a predicted model, not a curated record